This is a messenger RNA of Schizosaccharomyces japonicus yFS275, 1387 nucleotides long. RefSeq lists its product as hypothetical. Bases 340 to 1110 code for a protein of 256 amino acids. The transcript has a single exon. Lineage: Eukaryota; Fungi; Ascomycota; Schizosaccharomycetes; Schizosaccharomycetales; Schizosaccharomycetaceae. The record is from RefSeq and is a predicted model, not a curated record.
AUGCUAGCCAUCUCCGUUCUACUUAUCCGCUAACGUUCGAUCUUUUCCCAAACCAGAAUCCCACGAGUAAAAUAUUAUUAAAACGCAAUUCUUUCCUAUGUUUCAGGUAUUGUCUUUGUAAUUGUCGUUUUCUAUCCGUUCUAUCUUUUUGUUCUUCGUUUUUCACACGUUUUUUCUCUACGUAGAGGAUACAAGUUUCCUGUAUUUUAUUUACAAAUUGUGGCAAUCCUAGGGCGAGUGAUCACUGAAUUUACACAAUUGUAACUGAUCCUGCUGUUUUUGGUUCGGUGAAAACGAUAUUCAUCUCAAUUAUCAAAUUAUGAACUUUAAGAAGUGAAAAUGUCGGACAAAGCGUCUGUUUCCGCAGAAGAAAUCAUUGCAGUGAAGAAAAGACUGUCUAUCUUCCAUAGCAGUAUACGAUUUGUCGAUCGAUCAGAUGAGACGAGAGUCCAUGGAACAAAAGUAAGUGCUGGAAUUGGUCAUCAGAUUUUCCGCGGCAUUAAGAACCGUAUAAAAAACCACGGAAAAGGAGCUAUUAUUCCAACACAAUUCAGGCGGAAACCGUCUCCUCAAGCCCCGUAUUCGACGUUUGCCCCUAUUUGUAUUGAGGCAAGAAGCGACAGCUUAAAACGAGGCUUCCCACUCGUCUACUUCCCCCAAGACUUAAGCAGACACGAUGUUCCACCUGCUGACUGGGCUUCGUUUGUUCAUGAUAUUAAUCUGGCGUGCACAAACAACGAGCUCAUUAAUGCUAGUGUCGGAAAAUUAAUGAACUUUGUCUCACUCGGUUUCAUUUCAGGCUACAUCGUGGGUGCCUAUGUCGAGAAACUAAUUUCACACAUGGAACAUCCCAUCAUUGAAGGAGUAAUCAGCAUGUGGAAUUCAAAAUACUUUCAACCACGCGGUUUGCGACUUUUCUUCUUUACUCCGGAGGAUGUGCAAAAACAACGCGAGGCUGCAAUCACCAAUUACUUGCAACAAUCUGGUGUCUCUGGUGGCUUUUCCAAGUUUAUUAAAGAGCGUGAAUGGAAGAAGCAUCACAGACAUGUUUCCAAGUCCAAGUUCUACCUGCUCAUCAUGUGCGUCCCCAGAAAGCCAGUGUCUGAAUAAAUGGUUGUUAAUUCAUCUCCCAUGAGCAUAUUUACUAGUUCUUAUUAAGACGGAAGGCGCAGUCGGGAAAGAAUUUGCGUCAGUUCUUUAUAAGAUGUAGCUAAUGAUGCGCUUCUGCUGGUUAAAAGAUUGGCAAAGACGAGAAUACCCUCAUUUGUCAAGCACACACAUCUCUUUUUCUUUUUUUUUGGGUUAUAUUUUUCUUUAAUUUAUUCUAUUAAGUUCUUGUCAAAAGUAUUCACUAUUGUAGUUUAGUUGAAGCCAACAUCAAGGGGGC